CUGAUCGCGCAGCACAGGUGCAGGCCGCGCGAGUGCGAGCUCAUGCGCUUUGCGCGCGAGCCCGUCGAUAUGGUCGACCCGCUGCUACGCGAGCCGCGCUGGCGCAUGGGCCCGCAAAGCGACGACUGCGAAGGCGAGAGGCGCAACGACGGCUACUCCGACGAAGACGACAGCGACGGAGACGACGAA
Prorocentrum cordatum is the source of this 189-nucleotide messenger RNA. Lineage: Eukaryota; Dinophyceae; Prorocentrales; Prorocentraceae. The record is from the annotation of a GenBank genome assembly.